AGCUGGCCCUGAAGUUCUCUACAGCAGCAGCAGCAACCAGAGAACCAGGCUCCCAGCAGUCCAGCCCUCCCGUCCAGAUCUGCCUGACAGGACUCACCUCCCGGGUGGCCACUGACCAGUCUGCCCCAGGAUGGGGACCAUGUCCGGAGCAGCCUUGGUCUUGGCCUGUUUGGCUGUUGCUCUUCUAGCCUCUGAGGGAGGUUUCAAGACUUCAGGCCAGAGGGAGCUGGGGCCAGAGUACCUUCAGGAAGUUGGCUAUGCAGCACCCCCUUCCCCACCCCUGACACGAGCCCACCCCGUGGACCACCCUGACACCGCUGAGCAUGGCCCUCACUUUGAGGAAAAGAGUGAAGUGCCGCCCCCUCCCUCUCUGGAAGAUGGCUUUGCCCAAGUGGAGGAGCUGUUUUCUCCCCAGCUCCUUCUGGAAGCAGGAUCCUUCUCCCUCUCGGAAAGCCAUGCAGCGGAUCCCUCUCUCCCGCAGAAAGCCAUCCCUGUGCAAGAAGAGCUGCCCUCCUCCCAGCUCCCUAUUGAACAGAAGGAAGUAGACUCACAUGUGCCACAACAGGAGGAAACGAUCAACCAGAAGGAGGAGAAGCCAGGGCACGUGUCUUUGAGUCCAACCUCACACUGCCAACAGGGCCGAUCCCAAGGGAGCUGGGGCCACCGGCUGGACGGUUUCCCCCCUGGGCGGCCUUCUUCCGACAAUCUGGACCAGAUCUGCCUUCCCACUCGUCAGCAUGUGGUGUACGGGCCGUGGAACCUGCCCCAGUCUGGCUACUCUCACCUUAGUCGCCAGGGUGAGACCCUCAAUAUGCUGGAGACUGGAUACUCCCGCUGCUGCCGCUGUCGCAGCUACAUAGAACGCAUGGACUGUGCAAAACUUGUGUGGGAGGACGCAAUGACCCGGUUCUGUGAGGCCGAGUUCUCGGUCAAGACCCGAGCCCACUGGUGCUGCAAAAAGCAGGGGGAGGCUCGAUUCUCCUGCUUCCAGGAGGAAGCUCCCCAGCCGCACUACAAGCUCCGGGACUGCCCCAGCCUCCAGCCUGUUAUUUUAUCGGGCCUCGAGCUGCCUUUCCCCCCUGGGGUACCAACGCUGGACAAUAUCAAGAUCAUCUGCCACCUAAGACGCUUCCGCUCUGUGCCACGCAACCUCCCACCUACUGACUCCCUCCAAAGGCAGCUGCAGGUUCUGACCCGGCUAGAGGGGGCGUUCCAGCGCUGCUGCCGGCAGGGGAACAACCACACCUGUGCGUGGAGGGCUUGGGAGGAGACCCUUGAUGGAUACUGUGAGCAGGAACACGGUAUAAAGACCCACCCCCACCCAUGCUGCCACCACCCUCCCAGCCCCGACCGCGACAACUGCUUUGCCGACAGCGCUCCCUACCCCAACUAUGACCGGGAUCUCUUGACCAUUGACCUCAGCCGAGUCACCCCCAACCUCAUGGACCAUCUUUGUGGAAACCAAAGGGUUCUCACCAAGCAUAAACAGAUUCCUGGGCUAAUCCGGAACAUGACUGCCCGUUGCUGUGACCUGCCACUUCCAGAGCAAGCCUGCUGUGCCGAGGAGGAGAAAUCAGCCUACAUCAGUGACCUGUGUGGUGAACAGAGAAGCAUCUGGCGAGACCUUGCAUUCUGCUGUAAACUGAGUCCUGGGGAUGAACAGAUCAACUGCUUCAACAUUAAUUAUCUGAAGAAUGUGGCUCUAGUGGCUGGAGACAGUGAGGAUGACAAGGGCCAGAGGAAGCAGAACCCAACUCAGGGAACAAAUACCAGUCCCAGCCCUUGAGCCCAAGGAAGAAUGAGUCACCCCAGAGCUUUGGAGGAUCAGACUGGGGGAACCCCACCCCACCCUCCUGGAACACACAGUAAACACCUCUGGGAUUUGGCAUGCUCAUUGUCUGUAAUGUCUCACAUACAAACACACCCUCCUAAGCCAGCCUGCUGGGGUUUUCUUCAGUGACUGGACCCUGAGGCCCACUGCCCUGCCCUUACUGACUGAGCAGUCAUUCCACAGGCUGUGAUGGAACCAUAAAUAAAUGGCUUCAAUUCA
Phyllostomus hastatus (greater spear-nosed bat) is the source of this 2050-nucleotide messenger RNA. It is a transcript of the gene ECM1, whose product is annotated as extracellular matrix protein 1. Gene Ontology annotation, cellular component: extracellular region. The record is from RefSeq and is a predicted model, not a curated record. Bases 131 to 1786 code for a protein of 551 amino acids. Gene Ontology annotation, biological process: regulation of bone mineralization; signal transduction. The transcript is spliced from 11 exons. Lineage: Eukaryota; Metazoa; Chordata; Mammalia; Chiroptera; Phyllostomidae.